UCCCGCUUCCUUCUCCCCGGCUGAGAACCCGCCAUUUUGAAAACCUUGUUGAUUCCGGGAGGGGGAGAGAGAGGGAGAGAGAGAGAGAACUGCACACCAUGUCUGCUGUUGCUUCCUCUAAAGAAGAUACGAUGUCAUCUGAAAAAGCAGAUGAGAAACAAGCUGAGACUGAAAGCAAAGCUGAGGAAAGCGAGGAGGAUGAGGAGGAGGAAGAAGAGGAAGAAGAAGAAGAAAAGGAAAAGAGUCUCAUUGUUGAAGGAAAAAGGGAGAAAAAGAAGGUAGACCGAUUGACCAUGCAAGUGUCCUCGUUACAAAAGGAACCUUUUACAAUUACACCAGGAAAAGGACAAAAACUUUGUGAAAUUGAAAGGAUACAGUUCUUUCUGAGUAAAAAGAAGACAGAUGAACUUCGGAACCUGCACAAACUCCUCUACAACAGGCCAGGCACUGUUGCUUCCCUAAAGAAGAAUGUGGGUCAGUUCAGCGGGUUUCCAUUUGAAAAAGGAAGUGACCAAUACAAAAAGAAGGAGGAGAUGUUAAAAAAAUUUAGAAAUGCGAUGUUGAAAAGUAUCUGUGAAGUUCUUGAUUUGGAAAGAUCAGGAGUCAACAGUGAGCUGGUAACCAGAAUCUUAAACUUCUUAAUGCAUCCAAAGUCUUCAGGCAAGCCAUUGCCGAAGUCCAAGAAGACACCAAGCAAAGGUGGCAAGAAAGAACGCAGCAGUACUGGAACAACGAGAAAAACAAAACGCACCAAGUGUCCAGAGAUCUUGUCAGAUGAAUCAAGCAGUGAGGAAGAUGAAAAGAAGGAAAAGGAUGAUUCUUCAGAAGAGAAAGAAAGUGAAGAAGAGCCCCCUAGAAGAGCAUCUAAAAGAGAAAGAUCUAAAAAGGUGACUUCCAAACCCAAGAAAACUGUGAAGGGUGCUAAUGUCAAGAAGGCGGAUAGCAGCACUACUAAAAAGAAUCAGAACAGUUCUAGGAAAGAAAGCGAAUCGGAGGAUAGUUCAGAUAAUGAACCUUUAAUUAAAAAGCUGAAGAAACCACCCACGGAUGAAGAAAUUAAGGAAACUGUCAAGAAAUUGUUGGCCAAUGCAAAUUUGGAGGAAGUCACAAUGAAACAAAUCUGCAAGGAGGUGUAUGAGAAUUAUCCCAGUUAUGACUUAUCUGACAGGAAAGACUUCAUUAAAGAAACAGUCAAAGAGAUACUGAACACACAGUACUGACGAGAUGCAUCUCCAGGGUCAGAAUGCAAAAGGGCUGGCAUUAGCACACUGAAAGCCACAAACAACUUGAGAACAAGGAGUUCAAAGAAGUCCGAUUGUCUCCCAAGUCCUAAAAUGUCAAGCUCAGAGCCUCACCUCGGACUGCAUAACAUUCCAACAACAAAGUGAUCAAGAAUUUCGGCAGUAAACGGCGGUUUCAUUUUCCAUCUUGAAAGCAAGUUUAGCUUCCUCAGGUUACACUCAGAUGCUCUUGGUUUCACAGAAACAAGGCGUGUUCCAGAGGACACCAUUAAUAACAUCAAUAGGCUUAUACUAAGCUGAAGAUACACUCUAUCAGAAUUAGCAACUUGUGCGGUAGAACCUUAACCACAAACUGAACAACCUGUGACACUUUCCUGGCAUCUUAAGACUGGUAUCAGUGUCCUUCAGUUCUCCCUCUACACUUGGAAAUGCAGGGGUUUUUCAAAAUGUGGUUAGAAUUCCAAACAGCAAGCUUAGAAGAGCCCAUGAAAAAAUGCAAAUAAAAAUAAACAAACCUUUCGGCUGCGCUGGCAAAGCAAACAGGACACGUUGCAGUGCAUCCAGCUUUCUCACAUUUCCUGUAUUUCUUUUCUGAUGCAUCAUCAUCAUCAUCUGUUGCCUCGGCUGCUUUCUUCUUCACCUAAUAAAGAAUAGCUGAAAUCUGACCAGAAAUGACACAGAUGUGUUUUCUAACAGAGGCAUACAGGCAGUUCUGCAUCCUGUGGCAUGGCAUUGAAUAAAGAACACAAACCAAACUUUCUGAAGCCACUGUGAGAUAGCUGCAGCAUGAAGCAGCUGUCAAAUUAGGUCAUUUUUUCUAUCUCUCCCCCAGAAAAAAAAACAGAACAGUAAAGAUGAAGAUAUCAUUUAAAGCUAAAAAUGUCUUGCCUUAGCUUAACUGAUACCAUUGAAGAAAUUAUAAGAAAAGCCUCUGGUUUAAAUAGCAUUUUGAGCUCCAUCACAUGCUAAUGAGUCAAGCCUCAGGCAUUCUUUUUAUUCCACCUUCAAAAAAAUCUCUCCUUCACGUACUUACUGACGUUAAUUAGCCGUGAUCUUAUCUGCACCUCAAACAAAAUAUUAGGGCUGGUUUGGAGGAAUAUUUUUUUUGGACUCCAGAUACAAAACUGUAUACCAAAUACCUCUUAUGGGCUUCAGAGAUGCUGUGUAUCACAUUAAUUUGGGUCUUGGACAGCCUGGUUCAGCUGCACAGAAAGCUCUGGUUGUAUUUUUAACACAUCAAGAAUUUUCAAGUUAUACGGAGCAUUUGUCUCUUCCGAAUACUGUUGAUAAAAAAGCAGCUUUGCCUACUUCUUCACAGAACUGAUUCUCCCUCUUCCUGCAAAAACGUUCCAUCCCUGAAGUAUCCACAGUGAAACAUCUUCUUUAUAAGUGUUAACAGAAAAUAAAAAUACAAGAGUGUCAAAUUGUCAUAAAUACCUGUCUUCCAGAACUCCUCAGAGGAAGGCUGUCUGGAGACUGCUCUGAAGAACAUGCCUUUUUCUUUGUUCGUACCCUUCCAGCUGACAUUGUAUUAUUAGACCUGUAAAGAAAAAGGUAGGGAGCAGUUAAGAAAAAAAAAAUAAGAAUUGGUUGAAUUUGCAGAGCUAUCCAAUCACCUGGACGGCACAGCCUCACUUACACUGCUUCUCCUGUCAGAGAAACAUGGACAAGAAUCUGUUCAGCCUACCCAGUAACUCAGGAUGGAAAUGAAGGUGGCAUUAUGGGGAAAUGAACAACGAUCUUAUUCUAAACUAAAUUCAGAGUUAAGAUUAGAUCCUUGAGUACAUCUUGACGGACUGUUCCAGAUCAGCAUACCCUGGAUUUCAGUAAUCUGAUUUGCAUUACGUGAUGAUCUGGACUAGAAUUAGGGUCAGCAAUGCGAGUAGACUUCAAUUCACAAUGCGAGCUCUGAAAUCCAAGCCUUCACAGUGCUCUUCUCCUUGACAACUGAUUUAUUGGUAGCAACAGAACUGCGUGGUACAGCACUUUUAUUCAGAUGUUCACCACCAAAUGAAACACCAGUUCCAAAACUGGGAUUGUUUAGAUUGGAGGAGACUCUGGAGAGACCUUAUAGCUCUACCUCUGAAAGGAGGUUGUAGAUAAGCGAGGGUCAGCCUCUUCUACACAGCUGGUGAGAGGAUGAGAGGUAAGGGCCUCAAGUUGCACCAGGGGACAGGGGUUGGAUGGGAGAAAGAGGGGUCAGGCACUGGAAUGGGCUGCCCAGGGAGGUGGCUGAGUCACUGCCCCUGGAGGUGUUCAAGAACCAUUUAGACACUGCACUGAGAGACGCGGUUUAGUGGGGAAGUAUUGGUGGUAGCUGGGUGGUUGGACUGAAUGAUUUUGGAGGUCUUUUCCAACCUUGGUAAUUCUAUGACUCACACACCCUCCUGUGAACGUGCAUCAGAAUUUAGGGUCUAAACAGCAGCAGCUGCAUUGUGAUGCUAGUUAACUGGGAGAUCACAAAUGCAGUUACUAAACUGCUUCAGGAGAGAAGUUCUACACCAGAAGGCAAAUCCAUGCUUAUAUUUCACUACAUCCCUGGGAACAGGAAGAAGGCCACAGUUCAUCAUGUAAUCUGGAAAGCACGGAGUAUGAGAAAGUACACUGCAGAAAUGGGAAAGCAUAUGUAAAACA
Messenger RNA from Centrocercus urophasianus (Greater sage-grouse), 3875 nucleotides. It is a transcript of the gene DEK, whose product is annotated as DEK proto-oncogene. Gene Ontology annotation, cellular component: nucleus. Gene Ontology annotation, molecular function: histone binding; DNA binding. The record is from RefSeq and is a predicted model, not a curated record. NCBI's taxonomy places the organism in Eukaryota, Metazoa, Chordata, Aves, Galliformes, Phasianidae. The transcript is spliced from 11 exons. The coding region runs from base 99 to 1220 and encodes 373 amino acids. Gene Ontology annotation, biological process: chromatin organization; regulation of double-strand break repair.